Messenger RNA from Chiloscyllium plagiosum (whitespotted bambooshark), 1908 nucleotides. The record is from RefSeq and is a predicted model, not a curated record. NCBI's taxonomy places the organism in Eukaryota, Metazoa, Chordata, Chondrichthyes, Orectolobiformes, Hemiscylliidae.
GAUUACUUUUCACAGUUAGAAUACAAACCACAAACACAGACAGCAGACAAAUCCACAAACGCAAUUUACUGAAAUAAGGCAAAGUCUUGAAAAAAUAUAACUACUGGUUGGCUAUUGAAAGCCAUGGUUUGGAGGGGCGUUACUGACAAACAAUUUUUGUGCAAAGACAAUUCCUACUUAGGAGAUGACAAAUUGUGUUCUUUGUCGCUCUGACCUCUGGGUUGGAAGAAUUGGGGACAGGAGUUCAAGAAGGAAGAAAGAUAAACAAGGAAUAUUUUACAUUUCGAAAAACAAAAGUUUCAUUUGGUAAAAAAUCGGCAUUUUAGCGGAGGGUGGAUCGACUCCUUUCUCUGCCUGUCAAUUCAAUUAAAUAAUGUUUGUGUGGGGUGGGGGAGGUGCUGACCCGUCGUAAAAAGGGCAACGGUGUGCGCACAGCAAGAUCCCAGAAAGAGCGUCCCCUUGCAGCCCAAUCCUCCGCUUUGGAUCAGAGGAGGUAACGGGGCCUGCGCCCCGAGGCGAGGAUGUCGAUCACCCCCACAAUUCGAAAAAGGAUAAAUUUAUUGCUUCUAUUAUAAAAAUAAAGCUCGGGUUUCUAUUUUAAAAACUUGCCUUUCUGAUAAAGCUGCUGUCUAGAGAGGGAUUCCCUCUGACGUCAUUGCUUGGUUACCAGUAAACAGCGCGCUACACAGUUCCAUAUUUGGGCAUGUACGUCAGGGAUCCCGGAUGGGCGGAGCUACCUCGCCGAAAGGGAUUUUAUCGCCUUUUCCCCGCAAUAAAGGGCAGUGGGCAGGCUGCAAGCGGGCGAUCAGCAGCAUUAGCUCUGUCUGCCUCACUCCUGCCAGUCUGGUGGGUAUCUAGGUCUCAGCUUCCAGUCGGAAUUUGCCCGUUUUGCCUCCCUCCCCCCUCUCGGUGUGUUGCUAUUCCACCUGACGUCAGAAGAACAGCGAGUAUAUAAAAGAAGACAGCCGAGGAUCUGGAUUCAUUCAUAAAGAGAGCGGCAGCACCGAGGAACUACUACAGCAGCAGCAGUAGCAGCAGCAACGCGUUUUAUUUCCACUCAGACUAUACAUACAAUAGAAAGGGGAAACAAAAGCCCAGAAACUGGAUCCGAGGGGCGACAAAUCCUGGGUCAUCACCGACUGGGAGGACAUGUACCAGGGAUUCUCAGGCGACUUUGACUCGGCUUCCCGCUGCAGUUCCUCCCCUUCGGAGCCUCAGUACCUGUCAUCCGUGGACUCCUUCAGCCAGAGCGUGGGCAGUCCGACCACCACAGCCCAGGAGUGUACCACGGGAGUCGGAGAAAUGCCCGGAUCGUUUGUGCCGACACUAACGGCUAUCACCACCAGCCAGGACCUACAGUGGAUGGUACAACCGACCGUCAUCUCGUCGGCGGCUCAGUCUCAGGCUCAGGCUCAACUUCCAGCUCUCCCCCAGCCCAGCAUCGAUCCUUACAACCUUCCCGGGACCAGCUAUUCCACCGGCGGCAUGUGCCCCUAUAGCAGGGGCGAGCCGUCCAAACCCACACGGUCCAGCCGGCCCCGGAGAGCGCGGGAUGAAACGCUCACGGCCGAGGAGGAGGAGAAGCGACGCGUUCGCCGGGAGAGGAAUAAACUGGCCGCCGCCAAGUGCCGGAACCGGCGCCGGGAGCUGACUGACCGCCUGCAGAGUGUAAGUAGCAGACCCCGGGGGAUUCCCUCCAGCAACGACCCCCGGGACGGGACGGACGGGACGGGACGGGAGGGGAGGGGAGGGGCUGUGAAAGUAGCAUCUUCCCGGGGAGCUGGGGGGAGUCACUACGUCCCAGGCCGCGCCUCUGGCGAAUGGUGUUGGGGAGUCUGUGGGAUCGUUAAUGGGACGGUGUGGGGGUGGUUGCCGGAAGAAUGUGGGGGUGGGGUGGGGGGUUGUUGA